This is a messenger RNA of Alosa alosa (allis shad), 5286 nucleotides long. Its product is annotated as alsin-like. The transcript is spliced from 34 exons. Bases 306 to 5162 code for a protein of 1618 amino acids. The record is from RefSeq and is a predicted model, not a curated record. Lineage: Eukaryota; Metazoa; Chordata; Actinopteri; Clupeiformes; Clupeidae.
GCUUGGUCUCCCCCUACAGGGAGCUGGACCAGUGUUGUCAACUUGUGGUGUCGAGAUCAGCCACUGUAAAACGAACGGCGGCUGUCAGAAGACCGCUGCCACUCCCGGAAGUUUGCGCCAAAGUUUAGCCUACAUGAGACGCUUAGAGCCGACCAGUAGCCUGUUCGGUUUAGAAAACUACAGUUUAGUAGUCCUAACUAUGGCUGUCAAACGCGCUCCGUGAAUUCUGAUGUAUCGUGGAUUUCUAUUGACUAUUCUCAGAAGAUGCCAGUGUUAUAAUCAGACGGUAUGAUGAUGGCACACUAAUGGACACAAGUAAAAGCUCUGGAGAGGCGGGUGCUGAUGAGAGCUCCAGAGAGCGCGGUGUGCUCCACCGGUGGAGGGGCUACUCCUGCAGCGUCAGCCCAGAGAGAGUGCUCCUCUCCAGGCCUGUGAUCCAGGCCGCCCUGGGCUCCUGCCAUGGCCUCCUGCUGACUGAAGGUGGCUUUGUGUACAGCUUUGGGGAGUUGCCAUGGAAACAGGGUGCAGGGUCCCACUCGACGGAGCCCCUGCAGGAGGCUUGCCUGAACGGGCGUGGCGUGGUGUCCGUGGCCUCUGGCAGCUUCCACUGCGGGGCGGUGACGCGCGACGGCUGCGUGCUGAUGUGGGGUGACAACAGCCACGGGCAGUGCGGCCUGGCAGGGCGGAGCCAAGUGCCCAGCCCGACGCCCAUCACGCUGCUGGACACGGAGGGCACCACGCCACGGCUGGUGAGGGCAAAGAGCGUGGCGUGCGGCGCCCAGCACACGCUGGCGCUGUCCGUCGGACACGAGGUGUGGGCGUGGGGCAGCGGGUGCCAGCUCGGACUGGUCUCCCAGGGCAACGCGCCCGUCUGUCGACCACAGAAGGUAGAAGACCUGGCUGGCAGGUAUGUGGUGCAGGUGGCAUGUGGGGGUUUCCACAGCCUGGCCCUGGUGCGCUCACUGCCCCCCUCCUCAGCCCGCACACUCUCCCUCGACAAGUGCGGCCGCUGUCAGCAGCUCCUCUACACCAUGGUCGACCGCGACGACCACGUCAUCAUCUCCGACAACCACUACUGUCCCCUAGGAGUGGAGAUCAAUGAGGUCAAGGGGCAGGAGAGCACCCCAGAGAAACAGCAGCAGGCUCAGCAGGAGCAGCCAGGUCAAAGUUCAGAAGGUCAGGGGUCAAACGAGGUCACCCAAGAUGUCAAUCACGUAGGAUCGUCGCUGUCGUCUGAGGCCUUCUGUCCCGCAGUGGGCUCUGCUGGAGAUUCUCCGGAGGCAGGUUCUAAAGCGGGGAACGUGGUAGAACCUGAUGAGGGGAGCACACCAGCACAGACAGACACUGCCAAAGCGCCUGUGAAGAGAACCAGGAGUUCUCAGUUCCCCGACGAGCAGGAGCUGAAGAACUACCUCAAGCGCAUGUCGGAUCUCUCCCUGUCCGAGCAGACUGGCACUGCCGCCCACUCCGCUCCCUCCUCGCCCGUCAGUGACCAACCCAACACCACCCCUAUGCCAUCGCCAGGCCUCGCGCCAGCCUCCGCCCACCUUCCACCCGCCAGUCACGGCACCCAGCUCCAUCAGAGUGGAAGCCCACCAGGUGUGACCCAACCCGUCCCACUCCAUUCACCUGCCUGCCUGCCUACCUGUCCACACACUCACCUGAACCCUGCCUUCGACGAGCACCUGGCGUCCACCUGCGAUGACACCUUUGACGAGGACUCUGGUCUGGAGCGGGACCUGGACCCCCCGAGCGGUCCUGGUGGUGGCGGGGGAGAGGGGGGCAUGCCGGGGCUGUGUGAGGGGCCUCGGGACCCGCUGAGCGGGCUGCUGAGGGUGGAGGUCCGGGGUCCGAGCACCAGGAGUGCCAGCCUGAUGGACGUACGGCUGGAGGAGAUCAGCAGCAGCAGCAGCAAGGCCGGACGCAGGAACUCACUACCUGGGCUCAGCUGUCAGGGUUCCCCAUUGAUGUCAAAGUGGGGCCAUCGGCGAGUUGGCUCUGCAGGAGGCAAGAAGAUGCCUGUUCCCGUGGAAACGGAACCUCUGCUGCCCUCUCUGUACACAGAGGUGUGGAGUUGGGGGCGUGGCCAGGAGGGCCAACUGGGCCAUGGGGACCGCCUACCCAGGCUGCAGCCUCUCUGUAUUAAGACGCUGAGUAAAAGGGAAGUGGUGAAGGUGGAGGCUGGGGCUCACCACUCUCUGGCCCUCACGGCACAGUGUCAGGUGUUCUCCUGGGGCAGUAAUAAAGCAGGGCAGCUGGGUCACCUGAACUCUCUGAGCACGGCUCCUCAACCUGUUAAGAUGUCGGAGGGGAUCCGUGUGUGGGAUGUGGGUGCUGGUCAAACCCACACGCUGCUGCUGGCUGAUGGAGACUGUGUCCAGCCAAUCCUCUACUACAGCGGAGAGCAGGUGGCCGAGGAUGGGCCUACAGGCACAUACACACAGACGCCUGCUCUACUGCCAUUCUGCAUGAAUAUGGGUUAUCUGAGCAAUGUAUUUGGUGGCGGUCAGACCUGCCUUGCUCUGUCAGAUCAGAACAUCAUGGGUUUCAUCUCCACUCUGCAUGAGCUCUGUGCUGCAGAGAGGAAGUUCUACUGCCACCUCAGCGCCAUCAGGAGCCAGAUACUACGCCCCCUACUGGCACGGGAGAGUGUGAAGGCGUGUCUUUGCAAGUCCUUCAUGCUCCUGCAGACCCUGGCAGGAAGUUUCAGUCGGCUCUGUCACCUGAUUGGUCAGCACUCCGUCUCCCUGACCCGCUUCCUGCAAAGAGAGAGGGAUGUGCGGAGCCUCGCCAUGCUCAAACAGACGGGCAUCUUCCUGGACACCUAUAAGGAGUACAGCAGCUCAGUGGGAAAUUUCUUGGUGAUGGGUGGCUUCCUAAGCCUGCUCAAACCCUUACAGGAGUGUUUUGGGAAGAAGCUGGAGGUUCUUCAGCAGCUGUCCGAGCCCAAAGACAAAGGUUCCUCUCCUGUCUCGAGUCCUGUUUCUAAUUCUGGUUCUGGUCCUGGUCUGCUGCAGUCCCUGCUCUACCUGCCUGUCAAACACAUGCACCAGUAUAGUCGACUUCUGCUGAAGCUGGCCACCUGCUUCCAUGUGGAGUCUGAGGAGUACUCUCUGCUGGAUGAGCGCUGCUCCCGGUUUGAGGCUAUAGCCCUGCAGCUGCUCAAACACAGGAAGGAGGCGGAGAAGACGCUGGACUUCUGGAGGAGCCUGCCCACAAAGGCCUCUGAUGCCUUGCGGACUCCGAGUCGGCGGUUGGUGUGUGAGAGCAACAAUAAAGCCCUUACCCUCCAGAACACCGGCCGCUUCUCUGUCAACCGCUUCAUCCUCUUCAACGACGCGCUUGUGUACACACAGGGCAACAUUCCGUCUAAGAAGUUUUUCUCGUCUUACCACAUCUAUCCCCUGGCCACCUUGUGGAUUGAGCCUCUAUGUGAAGAGGAUGACGGACUGUUUGGCCUGAAGUUCACCACUCCAGAGGACAGUUUUACAGCUCUGGCCUCAUCUCCUGCUGAGAAGGCCAGCUGGCUUCGCUCCAUAAACCAGGCUGUGGAGAAGCUUCUGGAAGCCGAGAUGGACGCCAAGGUCACAGGGUCAAGCCUAGGCUUGGGGUCAAGCGGGGGCCAGCGGGCAGAGCCGCGGAUGUCCCGGACGGCCACACACACCUUCGCCAAGGAGGGCCGGUACAAGGACGCGACCUACGAGGGACGCUGGCUGUGUGGCAAACCACAUGGCAGAGGCACUAUCAGGUGGCCUGAUGGACGCGUCUACAUCGGCAUGUUCAAGCACGGCCAGGAGGACGGGUUUGGAGACUUUGUCAUCCCCAUUAAGAACUCCCAUAAGACAGACCACUACCAGGGUCACUGCAAGGAGGGGAAGAUGCACGGCUUUGGGACCUACUGGUAUGCGUCUGGCGAGGUGUAUGAGGGCUCGUUCUGGGAGGGCCAGAGGCACGGCCACGGCAUGCUGAGCAGCGGCAAGAUGGCCUCCUCCAACUCCAGCGUCUUCGUCGGACACUGGGUCCACGACCGCAAGGCCGGAUACGGCGUGUUCGACGACAUCACCCGAGGUGAGAAGUAUAUGGGUCUGUGGAUGGACGAUCAGAAGCAAGGGCAUGGCGUUGUGGUCACCCAGUAUGGCCUCUACUAUGAGGGACAAUUCAGCUCUAACAAAAUGAUGGGCCUGGGUCUGCUGCUGGCUGAUGACGACACAACCUAUGAAGGAGACUUCUCAGAAGACUGGACCCUCAAUGGGAAGGGGGUGCUGUCUCUCCCCAAUGGUGAUAAAAUGGAGGGAGUGUUUGUGGGCCAGUGGAGCUCUGGACUGAAGAUCACAGGCACCUACCAGAAGCCCAACCCUUAUGGGCCAGACAGAGACAGGGAGAGGAUCAGGCCAUAUAAGCUGGGUGGUAUGGCGGUGUCUGCGGAUCAGAAGUGGGCAGCUGUGUUUGAGGAGUGCUGGAGGCGACUGGGCUGUGACUCGCCCGGACGUGGAGACACCGGCAGAGCCUGGGACAGCAUCGCCAUCAGCCUUACACAGAGACAGCACAGAGACAGUCCUGAGCUGCUGACACGCUCUCAGCAUAUGACCCUGGAAUGUCUGGAGGUCAUUCCCCAGCUCAAUGGCCAGUUCACCGCAGAGACCUACAACAAUGUCCGACGCUACCUCAUCAAGGCGUGUGACACGCCACUGCACCCUCUGGGCUGGCUGCUGGAGACUCUGGUGACGGUGUACCGGAUGACCUACGUAGGCGUGGGAUCAAACAGACGCCUGCUCCAACAAGCCGUUCUGGAGAUACAGUCCUACAUCGUCCGCAUCUACCAGCUGGUGAGGUUCCUCUUCCCCAGUCUCCCUGACGAUGGCACUUUUAUUCCGGAAGUUUCUGCGGCGGAGACCCUCUGUAGUUCCACAGACUCAGGCCUGCACUCAGAGAUUCCUGAGCAGGGGUUUGUGGUGAGCUGCUGUUCUCUGCUGUUGCCUGUGCUGCUGCCGCGUCUGUACCCGCCCCUGUUCACGCUCUACUCUCUGGAGCGCGAGAGGGAGGACGAGCUCUACUGGGACUGCGUCUCCCGCCUCAACAAGCAGCCCGACAGGGCUCUCAUGGGCUUCCUAGGGGUCCACCAGAAGUUCUGGGCCAGUCGCCGCCAUCUCUGUUUUGGGUGAUCCUGAAAAGGUCCUGACCAGCACUAAAGACGCCUGUUACGCCACAGCUGUGGAGACCCUUCAGCAGAUAAGCACCACCUUCACCCCUGCGGACAAGCUGCUGGUGAUCCGGCACACGUUUGAG